Messenger RNA from Papaver somniferum (opium poppy), 1122 nucleotides. RefSeq lists its product as uncharacterized. Bases 1 to 1122 code for a protein of 373 amino acids. Lineage: Eukaryota; Viridiplantae; Streptophyta; Magnoliopsida; Ranunculales; Papaveraceae. The record is from RefSeq and is a predicted model, not a curated record. The transcript has 6 exons.
AUGUGCACUUGCAUUGCACUUCCUCUACAGACAGUUGGAGUUACUUUGUGUCAAGAACGGAUGCAUCGUGGAAUCCCAAAGCCAAGGUCAAGGAGCAGUUUGAGGAUUGGUCUACCCCGAAAUGAAAAAUUUGGGAAAGAAAGUUUGUUUUAUGCUACUUUUGCUGUGGUUUGGGCGACAUGGGCAGAGUGGAAUGCCAGAGUUAGAGGUGGACCCAAGGAAUGGAUCAUUACCGAAGUCAAAAGACUGAUUUAUCAAUGGGCUGGAAAAAAUUAUACUAACGUAUCGGAAAAAGAAGAUAUGGAGAUUGAAAGACAACUCAAGAUUCUUAACAAACCACCAAUCAAGACGAUAAUUAUGGAACCAAGUUAUUUUGUUCGAGAAGAAAACAUUAGUAAGAUAAGUUCAUCUUCCACAAAGGAUUCAUCGGUGCAGAUUAAUGAGCUUCAUAAAGAAAUUAUGUGCCCAGAAAGAACAGUCCAUAUUCGAAGGACCACAAAGCGGGAACUGAUCUUUUCUAGUCUUAUAAAAAGGAGAAGAAAAACUUAUUCCAGCAACCCCAUGUAUCAUCACUACGUAUCUGUAGAAACACCUUAUAACGAAAAGAAAGAAUAUUAUGGAGCUAAAUCUAGCUUUGGAAUACAUAACCCAUAUGUAACUCGGAACCAAUUUAGUACAUCUCAAAUGUGGAUUCAGAAUGGGCCACGAGACAUAAUUAACAGCACAGAAACCGGAUGGGCAGCUGAUGGAUAUAAAAAUACAGGUUGCUUCAAUAUGUUUUUCCCUGGUUUUAUGCAGGAUAAAAAGAGUCAGAAUUGGUGGUAUUAUAUGGGAAAUGACGAUAAAACACCCAUUGGAUAUUGGCCAAAGGAGCUCUUCACUUAUCUUCCAUACGGUGCAUUAGUCAGAUUUGGUGGAGUAGCAGGUGCAGAGCUAAAUGUACCAAGUCCACCUAUGGGAAAUGGACAUUUACCGACAGACGCUUAUAUAAUGAAAGAAACGGGUUUUAUCCGAUAUUUGCAAAUCCUUGAAGAAAACGGAGGCACAAGUUAUUUUGGUAAUUCUGCAGUAAACAUGUACAAUUCAAUGAUAUUUGGGGGUCCUAGUGGUAAUUGCUUGUGA